Molecule: messenger RNA, 7334 nt
Organism: Clupea harengus (Atlantic herring)
Lineage: Eukaryota; Metazoa; Chordata; Actinopteri; Clupeiformes; Clupeidae
Gene: cep192
Product: centrosomal protein 192
Biological process (GO): protein localization to centrosome; mitotic spindle assembly; centrosome cycle
Cellular component (GO): centriole; cytoplasm; pericentriolar material
Molecular function (GO): protein kinase binding
Source: RefSeq, a predicted model, not a curated record
UUAGGCAGACUUGCUAGCAAUUAUCUAACAAGCAAACAUCAAAAUAUAACCUGCAGUGGACGGCUGUAUGAGUUUUUCUCUUAAGGAAUACGGUAAGUCACUGAGAGAGAAAGCCGGGAUUGUUUGAAUAUUUUGGCGGCUGAGCUAAAGCUGUCUUUGUAAUAUAAUUUAUCUGAUAUUUUGGUGUCUUUGCACAGUUUUAGUGGCCACGGAAAGAGGCUUUGGUUAGCUAAAAGUUCAUGAUGUAAACGAAUAUCCAUGUCACGUUAUGAUGUCUGAUUUCACGUUAGCAGAGACAUCGGUGGACUUUAGUUAUUUAGCUAUGCUAGCAGUUAUUCUUUACUAACGCUUACUUAUUUGUAGUAUUUGGUUCUCGGAGUUUGCCAACUUGCGUUUUUUAACCACAUACAUGGGAGUACGUUUGGAUAUCAUGUUUUGGAAAUGGAAAACAUAAAUCUUGCGGAUGAGUCGUUUCCAAGCAUAUCAAGCAGCUACAGUGACCAGUCUUCAUUGGGGGACCUGACCCUCAGCCCAACUUUGGGGAUACCCGUUGCUGCCUCCACGGUGUCCAAAAUAAGACCUCAUGUCUCCACCACAGGACUGACAGAGGAGGAUGUGGAUGCUGGUCAUCUUCAUGAUGAGCUGGAACUGUACUUUAACGCGAUGGUGCCCCCAGUCAUGCAGAGAGGCCAGGUAGAUGGCCAGGAUGUCUCAGCAGAUGCAAGCGCCGUCUCUACAUUACAGACCAACCAGAGUGGUUUUCACCUCUUUGAGGGGCUCCAGAACCCACACGUGGAAGAUGAACUUGGCAUAUUGGGCACACAGGAGAAACACAGAGGGGCCUAUGGGCUCUCCUAUUUACCUCAUGAACCCCUAGGUGGCGCCAGUGAGGAGGACUCUGCAGGCCCAGGCCCCUCAUUGGAUCCAAAAUAUCUCUCUCAAAGCUUUCAUGAAGAGGAGGAGGAGGUUGGAAGUUGGAGCAACUGUCCCGAAGAUGUGGAGUUCCAUCAAGGUGAAAAUGAGAAACCCAGUGUUGUGUAUCAGAACGAGGAAGGGAAGUGGGUGACUGAUCUGGCCUACUACUCCUCCUUCGAGAAAGAGCUGGGAAGCCAUACGUCUAAGGACCUAGGCAGCCACUUCCAAAAUGAAGAGUUUGUCGGCGGCAGUAAUGCCUUUGAAAAAAUCGCAGAGGACCAAGAAGUGUUUGAGAAAGAGCACAGAUUCAUUCAGGAGGAGCAGAUGGAGCCUAAUGCCACCUUGGGUAUGGGAGAUCCCUCCUGGAAGCUGCCCACAAGCAGUCAUAUUCUCAUGAGGGCUUCCCAGAUUUCUUCUGACUUUGAGAGAGGAAAUCAGAGCUACCAACGACUGUCUUUAGGGGAAUUCUUCGAGCAAAGAUCGGAAGCCCUUGGCUGGCUUGGAAAUGAAGAGGAGGCUGUUAAACGGCCCUCAUUUGGAUACAUUAUAACAUCUCCAGAGAAGAGGGAACCCUUUCCUCUAAUUCAACCCUCAGACUUCGCCUCAAGCUCCUUCCACAGUGAAACCAUCGUGCUCAGUGACGCAGAUGAGCCAAUGAAUGCAGAUGACUUGGAGAAGACCCUGGUGGACAAUAUGGGCAUGGACAAUGUGAAGGAUUUGAAUCUCACAGCUAUGUUGGAAAAGGAUUGUGAUGAUAAUAGUGUACAACUAAGCAUCAGCACAAUUGCCUCUGCCAUUGCAAAUGCCUCCGUGAGCUCUGACCCCGCCCAGCUUGCUGCUAUGAUCAUUGAGCUGUCGCAGAAGAGCCACUUCAAGAGCAGCAUGACUGCAGCACAACAGACCCCUAUUGCAGGCAAUAUGAGUGUGUCUGAUAUGGAGAAAUACCUCCAGAGAGUUGAACUUUCAGCCAGUGACAGCGAAGUGGAUGCUUCCCAGUCCUGCGUCGACAUUCUUGGUUUGACCGCCGGCCGAGACGUCUCCCAUCAGAUAGCGGAACCUCCUGUUGAGAAUGAACUACUAGACACUGGGAUUCAGUCUGAUGAUGAGAGAAAAGGUGCCAUCGCUCAACCUAAGGCGGGCAGCUGCUUACCAACUGCUUUAAAAAUGUUGAGUUCCAUGAACUGCAACUUGCAGAAUACUGGAGAGCCCCCCCCUCUCAAAUCUGAAGUUUUGGCAGAAUGCAAGCCUGGAUCAGCAGCAAAGUCAAAGGUGCUUAUAGACUCUGACCGAAUCCUGACGUCCCAAGGCAUCUUUCCUGCUCCUGUGAGUAUCAAAGCAGAUGCAUUGAAGUCAUCUCCUGAGCACAGCACGCCGUCUGCGCAUCCACCAUCCUCCUUUAGGCCCUCCACUUCUCCUCUGACCCACUCGAGCCCUAGCCAGGCCUCCUCCGACACCAGAGAGGGAGUUUUGUCACCGGUCUCAUCAGAGGACCUCAUGAAGACCUCCCCCAGAGACCCUCCUUCUCCAGAAUUACUCCAGAACAACUCCAAUCUUAGUUUUUGCCGACUGACUUACCUCUCCAUCAAUGAUGGACAUGAUACUCCAGAUCACAAGAAAAAUACCACGAUGGAGCUGAGCACUACCAUCAUCAGGGCCAGUCCCACCCCUCAGGAAGAUCAAGUCAAAUCGAGAGAGGACUGUGCAGGCGCUUUUCAAGACUAUUCUGGAAACUUUCUUGAGCCGUCCAUGAGCCCAGAGGUUAAUCCCACUCAGUUCAAAGCUCCUGAUCCUACCCAACAGGUCCAUGUUCUGGGCCCACACGGUCAGAAUAGCUGUCAUUUCAAUCAAGGGACUAAAGACUUUCCACCAGACAAUAGGCCAACCACGCACUGCUCAGAUCUUCAUCACUAUGCAUAUGUUGGUGAUUCAGGCUACACCAGUAACAUUAACGUCCAACACCAGCAAGGAGGUAUCGAUGGCACGAAUCCGAGAUCCCUUGCCUCCCAACAGUGGCAUGGUGGUUCUGGCUUUGGUGUGCAGUCUGGCCCUACACCCCCUGUCUACAUGACGUCUGACCUGCGCUAUGCACCCCCUAUGACUAACUACAGUUCCAAUGCUAUGUCGUUGGACCGCCCACGAUCAACGUCUGCUCCUCUUUCAAGAGGCGCUCACUUCAGUGCGCACUCGGCCCAACAACACUGCCUGGAUGGAGACGCACCCCCACAUCAUCUACCCAGUCAUUUAGGCGGAUGGCACGGAGGAGGUCUCAAUCCUCUGUAUCUCAAUCCUGCUCAAAUUCAGAACCCUCACCAGUGUUUUAGAAAACCUUACAGCCAGCAAGGAAUUACACAAUGGGUGCCCAUAGAUGUCACUGAUCUUGGAGGCUCAGUGGUUGUGCCCGAUGAACUUAAAUUCCCCGGUCCUUGCUGUGUGGGCAUUGCCUCCCAGAUACCCCUGAGUAUAUUCAACCCCACGGAUCGUUGGCAACAGGUCAGCAUCUCCAUUGCCAGUCAGUCUAUCGAUGGCCAGCAGGUGGAUUUGAUUCCUUACCAGUGGAUCGUUGUUAAGAAUAAGACUGUUGUGUGCCCAAAGAGCACUGAAGAUCAGAAUGUCUUGUUCAUUGCACCACGGCCGGGUGUGUACCAGUGCACACUUAAUGUGUUGUCAUGGCCAGCUUCAGCUGAGCCAGAGUACGGGCCUCGGGCCAAGGUCUUCUCCAAGCGUAUAUUAUUCCGAGGCGUGGCGGAGAAUCCUGCUGUGGAGGUGGAAGUUGGUAAAUGUGGUUGUCUGUACUUUGGAGACCUCCCCACUGGCAGUUCCAAAGGCCUUCCUCUGAGACUGAUCAACAGGACCCAUGCUGUAGUUCCCAUUCGACUGGUCAUGAGUGCUAGUGGGACUGCGUGGCGCUGCUUCACCUUGUCCAAGAGUCCGAUGGCUGAGGGAGCAGUGCAUCCAGCAGGAAAUAGAACGACUCCUUCUGUUAUCAACUAUGUGUUGCAUGCUAGCAGUGGGGAUAGUCCUGAGAUAUUCAUGAUCUGGAUCCAUUUCCAUGCACCACAGAAGUACACUUCCACCACAGGAGAACUGGGGACUGCAGAGGAGUUCACUGCACGGAUUGAUAUUGAGUUGGACAGCCCUGGCCCUAGUCGUGUGAUCCAGAGUGUUGGGCUCAAGGCGCGGUCAGGAACCGUACGAGUGCAUGCCCCUAAGCAUCUACAGACUGUUUGUCUUCGCGCACCAUUCAGACAAUCCACUCAACAGAUUCUACCCUUGAAAAAUGCUGGCAACAUCGAUGUGCAACUCCGACUGAAGAGCAGUGACUGCUUUUCUGUUAAGCCAAGUGAGCUGAUGUUGUGUGCGGGCGAGGAGCAAGGGAUUGUGGUUUCCUUCACAGCUCAGGAGAAGCACAAAUGCAGCGAGAGUAUGCUCACCAUUCUGGUGCUGCCCUCUGGGCCCCAGUAUGAAGUGGUCCUGAAGGGAGAGGUUCAACCAGAGGACGAGGGGAAAGUUGUCCCUAACACUACCACCGUCUCACAAUGUCAGGUGCCACCAAUCCUCUCCAACAAGCAGUUCAUGGCCUGGGGAGGAGUCAUGCUUGGAAGGGCGAAGCAGCAGAAGCUAGUGCUCCGCAAUAACUCCUCCAGUGUGGCCCAGCAGCUGCGCCUACUGAUCAGGGGUCAGGACCAGGACUGCUUUCAGCUGCAGAGCUCCUUUGGGACGGAGGAGAGGCUGAGCCAGCACAGAGAGCUGACCAUCCGGCCCAAGGAGGACAUGGCGGUGCACCUGCUCUACACCCCCACACGCGUGGCCUGCAUGCUGUCGAAGCUGGAGAUCAAGCAGUCUUCAGUCAGGCCCUCUCAACCUGGCAUCAAAUUCACUAUUCCAUUGUCAGGCUACGGCGGUGCCAGUAAUGUUAUCCUGGAAGACUUGGAGAAGUAUUGUGAAGGCUACAUGGCCACACUGACUGGGGUUCGAGCAGGCAGUGUCAGUAAACUGUGUGUGUGUGUACGCAACACUGGUUCCCGAGCCGCUUAUGUCAAAGCCAUGAUCUACACCGACCUGCAGAAAUCUCAGCUUGCUGAUACCACAGUUUUCAGCCUGGCACCUACACAGUUUGUUCUAAAGGAACGAACAAAGGAGGUCAUCACUGUGCUGCUGAGGACCACUCCACGACAACAGGCCCUCUGCCAGUCCAGGGCUGCACUGCUUGCCACGGUCUGCCUCUUCUGUGGGGACGAGAUCUCACGCCAGCAGUACAAGAGGUUCCGGAGAAGCAAGCCUCAGAGGGUGCAUUCUGACGAUUCAGUGCUGAAGAAUAUUUCCUUUGAAGAGUCUUUCUUGGGUGAAGAUGAAGUCCAUGAAGUGUGUGACCUGCCCCUGCGGCCUAGUGAUGGACAGAUCUUCUUCACCAACAUGACGAAGGUGGCGCUCUCCCUGCUGGGCACCACAGACACUACACACUCCGUCGAUCACACAUCACUACACCAUGGAUCCGAGUCCGAUGGUGGUUGUGGCCCUUCAGAUCGUCAAGCCCACCAUGUGUCUCUGGACGUCCUCCCCGUGAAGGGCCCUCCCCUCGUAGCUAAGGAGGCACCGCAGAACCCCACAGAUGAGCACUGUGGAUCCUGGGGAGUUAAACCUGAACAGGUGGUUCUGAGAGCCCCUUCCAUUGGUGGUGUAGCCGACAUUUGCCAAGUCCAGAUUGUGAACCACUCAGGAUGUGAGCUGAGUUUUGAGUUGUCUUGGCCAGCACACUGUUUGACCAUCACCCCUCAAAAUGGAGUCAUUGAACCAGAGAGCCAUAUGCUGAUUCACAUCAGCCCCAACCCGUCCCUCGUGUCCAAGCCUCUCCAGCUCCCCUGGCAUGGACACGUGUACGUCCUGUGUGAUGGGCAGCAAAAGUUUGUAAAGGUGCAAAUCCAACAUGACUUGGCCAAGGAUGUCACUCUCACUCCUGGUGUAUCGGACAAGUCUGUGUUGCCCCUUCUGCUGCGACAGACAGAGAGUCCUGUUUUGCCCACUGCCAAAAUCCAGCCAAGGAGCGGCAGCCUGUCUCAAAUUGAGAUCAUGAACCGCAUUCUGGUCUUUCCAAUCACGCCCUGUGGAGAAAGCACAGAGUCUUCUCUUCAGGUGGAGAACAAAGGAGAGGAAGUCAGAUGGUACCUCUCAUCCCUCGCCCCACCGUAUGUCAAGGGUGUUGGAGGCACCGAAGACAUUUACCGUGCCACCUACACAGCCUUUCGAUGCCCUAAAGUCUCUGGUAUACUGGGGGCACAGGAGAACAUACAGGUGCCCUUCACCUUUCUUCCACGGGACGAGGGAGAUUAUGCCCAGUUCUGGGAUAUGGAGUGCCACCCAGUGGGUGAGCAGCAGCAGAAGAGCCGUCUGCGUUUCCAGCUCUGUGGCCUGGGUGUGAAAAGUCGAGCAGGCACUGGUGUAAAUGAAGGAGAUUCAUCUGUGGCCCAAACGGAAGCCUCCACCAAGUCGAGGAUGAAACCUGACUCUACAACCAAGACUGAGUCAAAGGAGGCACCCAUUAGAAGAGUAUAUGCUCCCCAGGAUAUCUACACUUUCCCAGCCACACGAUUGGGCAUGGCCCACACACUGAAGGUCAACUUCCGCAACAAUUCCUUUGACUCGCAUGAGCUUACCUUCAUAAGUCCCAAAGCACCCUUCCACAUCAAGCAUUCCAAAUAUUCCUUAAGAUCGCAGCAUUACAUCAACCUGCCAGUCCAAUUCAAACCCACCUCUGAAGGAUCCUAUGUGGGCUGCCUCGUCGUUCAGAUGGCCACAGGUGCAAACCUUCGCAUUCAACUUGUAGGUGAAGCCAUUGCUUGAGACUGUUUUUGAGACCUCUGUGAUGUCAUCAACGGAGUAGCUGGGGGGGCGGGGCUACUGUAAACUAGAGGACACUAACUUGGUACCCUGUGCCUCUGUUGUGGGGUACUAGUGAUACCAGCAACCUGUCAGCCUGAAGUCAUUUGCAGUUCAGCGACGCUUGAACAUUUGUAUCUAGAUUUUGAAACUGAAGAUUGGUGUUCCUAAUGCUACUGAUGCAUGGGGCAUCAUACACCAAUCAGCUCACGGGGCGUGCUAAUGUUGAUUUUGUACACUUUCAAGCAUUUUCUUAAACUUUAAUUUGAGAAUGAAUGCAUCAGCUGAAUCGGCUAAAUUUUGUAGCAUUUCUUGAAGGUUUUUUUGUAGCAUUAUUUGUUUUCAGAUAUUUAUUGUAAAUCUGUAAUUUUUGUGAUUGUAAAAUAAAGUGAUUUUUGAAUUGUGUCAUUGAAUCGUUUCUUUGUGAUCUACUCACAUUUCAGGACUUUACAGAGUGAAUUUCUUAUUUUGCCUUAAGUAUAUUACAUUAUUACCCCUUUCGAUCAGUUGUUAGUUCUGUGCCUCUUGUUGCCAAGCCAGCAUCC